AGACAUUCAUAAUCAACAGUUUCUUGCCAGUUAGGUCAGUGCCUAAGGGCCUCACUGUGUUUCCUUGGAACAUGAGAUGCUAACUUCUUUCCAGGUAGAGAGCCUUUGCUAAUCACAAGAUAAAAUCCCACAUUUUUCUUUGGAAUAAAUUAUAAAAAUACAAGCUUUAUUCAAAUUUACUUUUCUUUUUAUCUUUCUGAGUAUCGGGUUUCAAAAGUAUUGCUUAAUAAGUCUGUUUUUAAAGUCACAUUGCUGUACUGGGCACGAUUUGUCCCUAAGGCAAAGAUCACUGCUAUUUUUUUCUGAAAAUACAAAACUGGGAGUCUCAGCAAAUGCUAAUGAUUUAUUAUUGCGCUCAUUUGUUCUAUGAACAUGUGCGUUCACGCCCUCUUUUGAGCACAGGUUUUGUGCCUGCCCUUCUUCCUCCUGCUGUGUCACUGGAGCUUAGCGUCCAGGCAGCCUGACUGCUCUGGGCUGUGGUUCUGCGAUGGCGCCUGCAGGGCUGCCCAGCCUGCUCCCCCUGUGUGUGUGUCUGCUGCUCACACCUGGCCUGGCCGAGGCAGGCAAGCUGCUGGUGGUGCCCAUGGAUGGGAGCCACUGGUUCACUAUGCGGUCGGUUGUGGAGAGACUCAUCCAGAAAGGACAUGAGGUGGUUGUGGUCAUGCCAGAGGUGAGCCGGCAACUGGGACAACUAGCAAAUUGUACAACAAAGACCUAUAAAACUUCUUACUCCCUGAAGGAUUUGAACAGUGAGUUCAUGAAUUUUGCCAAUGAUCAAUGGGAAAAUCGGGGACAAACUUUGUAUUCUUUUUUAUUGACAUCAGCCAGACGUGUUUUUGAGUUAUUUUUUUCACACUGUAGAAGUUUGUUUAGUGACCGAAAAUUAGUAGCAUUCUUAAGAGAGAGCUCUUUUGAUGCUGUAUUUCUGGAUCCUUUUGAUACGUGUGGCUUAAUAGUUGCCAAGUACUUUUCACUCCCCUCUGUGGUCUUCAGCAGGGGAGUAAUUUGCCAUUAUCUUGAAGAAGGUGCGCAGUGCCCUGCUCCUCUUUCUUAUGUUCCCAGAAGUCUCUUAGGUUACCUGGAUGCCAUGACUUUCAAGGAGAGACUACGGAACUCUCUCUUCCACUUGGAGGAACACUUGUUGUGUCCCUAUUUUUUCAAACCCGCCUUAGAAAUUGCCUCUGAAAUCCUGCAGACACCUGUCACAGUAUCUGAUCUCUUCAGCCACACGUCAGUCUGGUUGCUGAGAACUGACUUUGUUUUGGAAUAUCCUAGACCCCUGAUGCCCAACAUGAUCUUCAUCGGGGGCAUCAACUGCCACCAGGGAAAGCCAUUGCCUGAGCCUGACUGUGGUUCUGCGAUGGCUCCUGCAGGGCUGCCCAGCCUGCUCCCCCUGUGUGUGUGUCUGCUGCUCACACCUGGCCUGGCCGAGGCAGGCAAGCUGCUGGUGGUGCCCAUGGAUGGGAGCCACUGGUUCACCAUGCAGUUGGUUGUGGAGAGACUCAUCCAGAAAGGACAUGAGGUGGUUGUGGUCAUGCCAGAGGUGAGCCGGCACUUGGGACAACUAGCCAAUUGUACAACAAAGACUUAUAAAACUUCUUACUCUCCGGAGGAUUUCGACCGUGAAUACAUGAAUUUUGCCAAUGAUCAAUGGGAAAAUCGGCGACAAACUUUCUAUUCUCAUUUAUUGACAUCAGCCAAAGGUGUUUUUGAGUUAUUUUUUUCACACUGUAGGAGUUUGUUUAAUGACCGAAAAUUAGUAGCAUUCUUAAGAGAGAGCUCUUUUGAUGCUGUGUUUCUGGAUCCUUUUGAUAUGUGUGGCUUAAUAGUUGCUAAGUACUUUUCACUCCCCUCUGUGGUCUUCACCAGGGGAGUAAUGUGCCGUUAUCUUGAAGAAGGUGCGCAGAGCCCUGCUCCUCUUUCUUAUGUUCCCAGACGUCUCUUAGGUUACUCGGAUACCAUGACUUUCAAGGAGAGACUAUGGAACUCUCUCUUCCACUUGGAGGAACACUUGUUGUGUCCCUAUUUUUUCAAACCCACCUUAGAAAUUGCCUCUGAAAUCCUGCAGACACCUGUCACAGUAUCUGAUCUCUUCAGCCACACGUCAGUCUGGUUGCUGAGAACUGACUGUAUUUUGGAAUCUCCCAGACCACUGAUGCCCAACAUGAUCUUCGUCGGGGGCAUCAACUGCCACCAGGGAAAGCCAUUGCCUGAGACACCUGUCACAGCAUAUGAUCUGUACAGCCACACGUCAGUCUGGUUGCUGCGAAGUGACUUUGUUUUGGAAUAUCCAAGACCCCUGAUGCCCAACAUGAUCUUCAUAGGUGGAAUCAACUGCCACCAGGGAAAGCCGUUGCCCAAGGAUUUGGAGAGCUUCCAGACUGCUGAAGGUGUGAAGAGAGGUGUGCCAGGAGAGGGAACAGAAGCUCCAUUCUCUUUUCUCCCUAUCUCGCUAUUUGUGUUUCUUCAUCUGGUUGCUCAUCUGAUGGCCUGCCUUUGCCUUCUUCCUGCAUUUCAGAGGGUUUCUGUGGGGGGUUUCUUCUUAGCCUUUUGGGGAAUGGUUGCAGGUGAUAAGCUGCUGGUGGUCCCUCUGGACGGAAGCCAUUGGCUUAGUGUCAGGGAUGUAAUUGAGCAUCUCAGCACCAGGAGUCAUGACAUUGUGGUGCUGGCACCAGAAGUCAAUUUGCUAUUGAAAGAAUCCAAAUACUACUCAAGAAAAGUCUACCCAGUGCCCUACGACCAAGAGGAACUGAAGAAUCGUUUCCAUUCCUUUGGGAACAGUCUGUUUGCUGAGAGGUCCUUUUUGGCCUCUCCUGUGUUUGAGUAUAGGAAUAACAUGAUUGUCAUCGACAUGUGGUUCACCAACUGCCAGAGCCUCCUGAAGGACCCAGACACCAUGAAUUUCCUCAAGGAGAGCAAGUUUGAUGUUCUUCUCACAGACCCAGGCUUACCCUGUGGUGUGAUCCUGGCAGAGUACCUGGGCCUGCCUUCCGUGUACCUCUUCAGGGGCUUCCCAUGCUCCCUGGAGCACAGGUUCAGCAGAACCCCAAGCCCUGUGUCCUACAUCCCCAGAUGCUACACAAUGUUUUCAGACCAGAUGACUUUUCCUCAACGGGUGGUCAACUUCCUUAUGCCCGGGUUGGAGCCCUUGUUAUUUUAUUUUCUGUAUUCAAAGUACGAAGACCUCGCCUCAGAUGUCCUCCAGAGAGAUGUGCACCUACCCACCUUGUAUCAGAAGGCCUCUGUCUGGCUGCUAAGGUAUGACUUUGUGUUUGAGUACCCCAGGCCGGCCAUGCCCAACAUGGUCUUCAUUGGAGGCACCAGUUGCAAAAUCAAGAAGGCCCUGUCUCAGGAAUUUGAAGCUUACGUAAACGCCUCUGGAGAACAUGGGAUUGUGGUCUUCUCUUUGGGAUCAAUGGUCUCAGAGAUUCCAGAGCAGAAGGCUAUGGAAAUUGCUGAUGCUUUGGGAAAAAUACCUCAGACAGUCCUGUGGCGCUACACUGGAAGUCGACCAUCCAAUCUUGCGAAAAAUACGAUACUUGUCAAGUGGUUACCCCAAAAUGACCUGCUUGGUCACCCAAAGACUCGCGCCUUUAUCACCCACUCUGGCUCCCACGGUAUUUAUGAGGGAAUAUGCAACGGUGUGCCCAUGGUGAUGAUGCCCCUGUUUGGUGAUCAGAUGGACAAUGCAAAGCGCAUGGAGACCAGGGGAGCUGGUGUGACCCUGAAUGUUCUUGACAUGACUUCUGCAGAUUUAGAAAAUGCCCUAAAAACAGUCAUCAAUGACAAAAGCUACAAGGAGAACAUCAUGCGUCUCUCCAGCCUCCACAAGGACCGCCCCAUCGAGCCGCUGGACCUGGCCGUGUUCUGGGUGGAGUUCGUGAUGAGGCACAAGGGGGCGCCACACUUGCGCCCCGCCGCCCAUGAUCUCACCUGGUACCAGUACCACUCCCUGGACGUGAUCGGCUUCCUCCUGGCCGCGGUGCUGACCGUGGCCUUCAUCGCCUUUAAAUGUUGUGCCUACGGCUGCCGGAAGUGUUUCGGAAAAAAAGGGCGAGUUAAGAAAACGCACAAAUCCAAGGCGCAUUAAAGAGUGGGUAGGAAAUAAGGUGCCAUUUUAAUCCAUUCCCUGUUCAAUUUCAAACUUGAAACCAGAAGCAGUGUUAAAUUCAUUUUAUUGAGGAAAUACUUUGCAUCCGUUAGUCACUCCCAGAGUGGUUUUUAAUCCAAUUGCUAGUCAGUAAAGCUUUGGAAUAUAUAUGCUGCCCUUGAGUAUCUUUAAUCUGGGUCACAUUUGUCAUCUUUCAAAUAACUUGCAGAGAGAGUUUGCACUCUAUAUUACUUUUCUCAUUGAGAAACUUGGCCUGUUUGGGAGCACAGGAGUCAAAGGCGGUCCCUGGCUCCCCCACUUGGGAUGCAGCUGUUAACCUGUCCUCUGGCUUCACUAUUGAGAUUGAUCCCUUCACCAAUAAUGGUCAGUCUUCAUUUAUGAUCAAGGUGUCAAUUUGUGUGUGUAGAGUAGGGAAUUUUUGUAUUUUUAGGGCACUUGAAUGAAUAGCUUAGCAUCCAUUGAGAAUAGUGUAUAAUUUUUUAUUUGGGGGGAAAGGAAUGAUGUUCUAAAAUUGAUGGGUGGUGUAUGUGAGAGGAUAAUCUUACUUCUGUCAAAUGGAUCUGAACUGAAUGAAAACCCAAAAUAUAAUGCCGGACAACAAUAUUUUCUCUGAUGUUUCCCACAAUUAAAAAUAUAUUAAUAAAUUUAUAUAAAUCAUA
Messenger RNA from Nycticebus coucang (slow loris), 4770 nucleotides. RefSeq names its product UDP-glucuronosyltransferase 1A1. Lineage: Eukaryota; Metazoa; Chordata; Mammalia; Primates; Lorisidae. Bases 488 to 4090 code for a protein of 1200 amino acids. The transcript is spliced from 9 exons. The record is from RefSeq and is a predicted model, not a curated record. Gene Ontology annotation, molecular function: UDP-glycosyltransferase activity.